This is a messenger RNA of Hippocampus comes (tiger tail seahorse), 3650 nucleotides long. It is a transcript of the gene tcf19l, whose product is annotated as transcription factor 19 (SC1), like. Gene Ontology annotation, cellular component: nucleus. The transcript is spliced from 8 exons. Gene Ontology annotation, biological process: regulation of gene expression. Bases 445 to 2106 code for a protein of 553 amino acids. NCBI's taxonomy places the organism in Eukaryota, Metazoa, Chordata, Actinopteri, Syngnathiformes, Syngnathidae. The record is from RefSeq and is a predicted model, not a curated record. Gene Ontology annotation, molecular function: protein binding.
AGCCGAACAUUCCCCCGUGGUUCGACGCCUGCUCGACGGUUAUUGGGGAGAAGAGAAGUCCGUUAACUUCGGUCGGCUGUCGUCGUCGAUUUUCUCCGGAGGGAAGGUUGCAAUGGCGAAACAGAAACUGCAAGACUCGAAGAAAGACGGACACCCUUGAAAAUAUUCUGUAGAGGGAGCACAAACCAUGAAUCAUUAAGCUGAAAGGAACUUUUGUUUAUUUAGCUUUUUUUUUUUUGACAGCCUAUUCUUUACCCACAAACCUUCCUGCACAGAGCCCCCCCCCCCUGCCCCAGGCCAAGUGAGGAUAGCUCAUUUGCAUAACUCAUCAGCUCAGACAGCCUCAUUUACACAUAGCGACUCCCCGAAUGCAACGCGGUCCGCUGUAGCGCCGGGGAGGGCGGGGCGCGGCCGUCGGGCUUUUCCAGGACAAAAACGUCUGUCAUGCUGUCGGGGGCGCAGCCGUGUUUCCAGCUACUCCGCAUUGGCUCCUCGGCGGGGGGCUCGACGCGGGACCUGUACACCUUCAGGCCGGCACCAGGCCACUCUGUGUUCCGUCUGGGUCGGGCGGAAGAACUGUGCGAUGUCACGCUGGACUCACCGGUCGUGUCGCGCGUCCACGCCGAGCUGCACGCCGAGCGCGAGCCCACCAGCAAUGGCGGGGAGGAGGAGGGAUGGAGGGUCCACAUCAAGGACCGGAGCACUCAUGGCACUUGGGUGAACGAGGUCCGCCUGCAGGCCGGCAUCCAAUGGGAGCUGUCGGACGGCGACGCGCUGACCUUCGGAAACCAGGCGGCUCCCGGCAGUCCCGAGUUCUACUUCCUCUUCCAGAAGGUCAAAGUUAGUCCGCUGGACUUUGACGCCAUCACCGUUCCCAAGGCCGGGACGUUUUCCUCGGACCUGCAGAACCGGAUCAGAACCAACUCUGAGUGCAAGGCGGCGCCGGGUGUGGAUCUGUCCAAGCUGUCCAUCAACCGCGCCACCGUCAUCCUCAACUCCAUCGGCAGCCUGAGCAAGAUGAAGGGCAGCGCCUGGACCUUCAGGAGGAGCCGCAGCCACGACGGCGCUGCCUCAGACCCGGGAUCCUCUUCCCCGCCGCCGCCUUCUACGCCGCCGUCCGUCUCGCCCGCCGCCUCCUCGCUGGCUCCCAAGUCCCUGGGCCUAAAGUGCCUUGCCCCUAAGUCCUUGGCGCCCAAGCCCUUGGUGCCGGCCUCCAGGAGUCGCAGGAAGUCGGCUCACACAGUGCUGCUGGAAGACGAGAACUCGGACGAGCCCCGGAGUAGGAUGGGUCUGGAGGAGGAAGCGCAGCGAUCGCAAGGCAGGAAGAAGCGUCGUCUCUAUAAGUCCGCCUCGCAUGAUCUCUGCUCGCCGCCACCUCCUCCGCCAUCUUCCCACCCGCGUCCCCACGAAGCCAAACCUUUUCCGGUGGGCAUCAGAACCAUCGGCAGCUUCCACGGCGCCAUGACCAACACCCGCCUGGACCACCAUUACCAGCACCACAUGCCCCCUGCGCCACAGAGACAAGACCGCCAGGAGGCCACGGCGCCGCCACAUCAAUUUCAGAACACGGCCGCCUUCCGCCAGCAAAGACCCAUGCUGUCGGCGCCGAGGGGCCGUCGGAGGGCUCACAGCUCGCCGGUUUUCUCACCCCUGGUGGUGGGAGGCGAGAGCUACAACCUGGCGUCGCCCUCGGUGAGGGUUUGCACGGCACCACGGGGCCGCGCGGCGUUCAACAGGUUCCACCAGCAGCCUAGCAGGCGUCGCGGCCGUCCCCGGAAACACCCACUUCCUCCUCGGCCCUCUCUACCCUCGCCAUCCUCCUCGUCGUCAUCCUCCUCCACUUCCUCGGCCUCGUCCUCCUCAGGCUCAUCCUCAUCAUCCUCGUCGGACGAAGACGAGGAGGGGGAGCCGACAAAGGCCGUGCCGUCGGCUGGUGGGUCGGUGGAGCCGUGCGCGGCCCCACGCUGCCUGUUGCCCCAGCACGACCCGGUCCAGUGGAUCCAGUGCGACGUGUGCGAUGCUUGGUACCACAUCGACUGUCUCCACGUGGACCGCAAGAAGCUGCUGAGGGACCCCAAUGCUGACUUCCACUGCGGCUGCUGCUGAGAGCCACCGCAAACACUUGUUCAUUUUCAACGUCCUCGUGCCUCCUUGGAAGAAUCCAACGACUCAGGUGGGAUUUUCCUGUCGGUCAUGAUGAAAUUCGCCGAUAAAGAUGAUUUUUUUCCCCCGCCUCAGCCUUAAAUAAAACUUUAGGAAAUGUCUACCCAGUGACUCAGAAAAACAGACAUUAUCCUUUACUUUCCUGAGGAUGAAGGUGCUAUGGACAAUAAUCUGUUGCCCCACUGCCAUUCUACACAGGCAGCGCUGCCGUUUUUUGGAGACAGUAGCUCACAGGCCCAUGUCAUGGUGCUCUUCCUCACAGGCCACUUUAUUAGGUACACCAUUUUUUUUUAAGAUUGACAUCCAUAAAUUUUUAUCACACUUUUUUUGGGGGGGGGGGGCAGCGGAAUCUAAAUGUUAAUUGUAUAAUUUACAGUUUGUCCACAACAUGACUUCAGUUGCACACUACCUUGAAAGAAUAUAUCAACAAUAUUCGUCCCCAACAGCAGUCUGACUUAUGAAUUAAUUAAAAUUUUAGGGGACACCAAGAUGUUCCCCUGCUGUACUUGGACUAGACAUACCUGUAAAUCAAAAAUGAAUGUCUUUGUAAAGGCAGUAUUUUUUUUUUUUUUAAUCUUAAUGUUAUUAAGUGGUGUACCUAAUGGUGUCCAGUGAUUCUCCCGUCUAUUGGACCUCAACACGGGUUUCAGUUUUCAAAUGGUUGGGGGGAGUAAAAAAAUAUAUAUAUAUUGGUCUGCACGGUCAUUUUUGGUGCCCCCCUGUGGCUACAUUGUGAAACUUCAGUCAAUGUUAAUCGUCUUAAUGCUAAUGAGGUGGUGGGCAAGCAAUCUGUAUAAGAAAAGAAAUUGUUGAUUGUCGGGACAGAGUGAUGUGAUUUUUCUUUGUUGACCAAUCAGAUUGCUUGUACUUCAUAUUCCACUCUGUCACUAGGGGGUGGCAGAGAGAAGUGGUAGACUUAAAAAAAAAAUGUAUUCGCCGAGCUGGCAAUGUUUGAAGAAACAAAUCAAGUGUUCAGAAGAGUUUCAAAUGAUCGCCCCCUAGUGCAUUGGUGUACUUGCAAACAAUAGGAACGUUUUAAGUGUGAGUUGUGUGUGAGAUCUGCGUUGUGUGUUGAUCCAGUAAACACAACAAUGUUCAUCAUCUCUUUUGGCUAAUUUGUCUAUUUAGUGUAAACAAAUCGAGCGCACCUUCACAGACUCGCUUCUCACUGACCUAACCAGUACCUCCAAAAAGCCACAAAUUAUUGCAUCUGACGUUUUCAUGUGAUCCCAACAUUAAGCAAUGACAUUAUGACAAAAGUUUUCAUUUCGUAUACAUCCACCGGAAAUCAUGAUCCCACGCAGAGCGUUACAGUUGCUGAACAAUAAAAUCGAUUCCGGCGUCCAAGUCGUACCUCCGCCGGCAAAGCAAGCUGGUUUUCAAUCGCCUAUUCCAAUGUCUCUGGUAAUUUUUCCUUCCAAUGCCAAGCAUUUCAUGAUGUCCUUGUAACUCAUCCCGAGCCUGAAAUAAAAUUCGAUCACCCCGUC